Messenger RNA from Chaetomium strumarium, 1686 nucleotides. RefSeq names its product FAD linked oxidase-like protein. Lineage: Eukaryota; Fungi; Ascomycota; Sordariomycetes; Sordariales; Chaetomiaceae. The coding region runs from base 164 to 1666 and encodes 500 amino acids. The transcript is spliced from 3 exons. Gene Ontology annotation, molecular function: oxidoreductase activity; FAD binding. The record is from RefSeq and is a predicted model, not a curated record.
CGUCAUCACGACCUUCUACUAUGGACUUCGCGGCCAAAGUAAGUACUAGUACUAACCCUCUGUACUCGACUCCGUCACGCGGAAAUCGCUCCCUUCUUUCCCAAGCGCACGGCUCUGUACCUUCUCUUCCCGGCCGGUCUCUUCCUCUGAUCCUCGUAUCAUAAUGCGUCUCUCACUCGCUCUCACUGCUACAGGCGCGGUCCUGGCUGCUGCUAAUACUAGUAGUCCCCAUGCCAAGAGAGCUGCCCUUGACGACUGCCUGCAAUCGGCCAAGGUCCCAGUCAGCGCGCGCAACUCGGCCGAAUGGAAGCAGGACGCCCGGCCUUUCAACCAGAGACUACCGUACACGCCUGCUGCCAUCGCAGUUCCGACUACCGUGGAGCACAUCCAAGCCGCGGUCUCCUGUGCCGCCAAGGUGGGCGUCAAGGUCAAUGCAAAGUCUGGCGGCCAUAGUUAUGCGUCGUUCGGCCUGGGCGGCGAGGAUGGCCAUCUUGUGGUCGAGCUGGACCGCAUGUACAACGUCACGCUCGACCCGCAGACGAACAUCGCAACGGUCCAGCCAGGAGCCAGGCUCGGCCAUAUCGCCACGGUGCUGUACCGCGAGGGAAAGAGGGCGUUCAGUCAUGGGACAUGUCCUGGAGUGGGCGUGGGCGGACAUUCGCUUCACGGUGGCUUCGGCUUCAGUUCACACACGCAUGGGCUGGCCGUCGACUGGAUCACCGGCGCAAGCGUAGUGCUUGCCAACGGCAGUCUUGUCACGGCUUCCGAGACGGAGAACGCGGACCUGUUCUGGGCCCUCCGCGGCGCCGGGUCCAACUUCGGCAUCGUUGCGUCCUUCCGGUUCAAGACGUUCGCCGCGCCGGCAAACCUCACCUCGUACCAGAUCAACCUUCCCUGGAGCACCUCCUCGGCCAUCGUGAAAGGCUGGGGCGCCCUGCAGGACUGGCUGUUGAAUGGCAGCAUGCCCGAGGCGAUGAACAUGCGCAUUCUCGGCAACGGCUACCAGACACAGCUGCAAGGCCUCUACCACGGCAACGCAUCCGCUCUGAGGACAGCCGCUGCGCCGCUCCUUACCCUCCUGAACGCGACCCUUUCGAACGUCAGAGAGUAUGAUUGGAUGGGAGCGUUCGGAGAGUACGCCUACUCCAACGACAUUGACAUAACGACGCCCUCGUACAGUGCGGCCGAGACUUUCUACUCCAAGAGCCUAGUCACCUCUGCCCUCCCGCCCACCGUACUCCAAAACGUAGCCGACUACUGGAUCACGACGGCCAAGAAGGUCAGCCGCGCCUGGUACAUCAUCAUCGACCUCUACGGCGGCCCGACCUCGGCCAUCACGAAGGUCGGCCCCGGCGCCACCGCGUACGCAUUCCGCGACCCGACGAAGCACCUCUUCCUGUACGAGCUGUACGACAGGAGCUUCGGGUCGUCCUACCCGGCCGACGGCUUCAGUUUUCUGGAUGGCUGGGUGAAGGCCUUCACGCAGGGGCUGGACGCGACACAGUGGGGGAUGUACAUCAACUAUGCGGACCCGCGCCUGAACCGCUCCGAGGCGCAGCAGGUGUACUACCGCCAGAACCUGGCGAGGCUGAGGAGGAUCAAGCGGCUGGUGGACCCGGAUCAGGUGUUUUAUUACCCGCAGGCCGUGGAGCCGGCGGAAGCUUGAACGUGGCUGCAUGGGUACCU